AUGAGAGACGAAUGGAUGAAAUGUCAUAGAAAAUUAAGCGAGAGCAAGUCGGGAUCGGGAGCUAAUCCAAUAGUUCAUAAGUACACGUACUAUGACAACAUGAAAUUUUUGUCAAAAAUAGCCCAACAUAGGGAUACUGAGUCAAAUAUGCAACCAACCUUUAACACUGAAAGUGACGACAGCCAUGAUUCACUGAUCAGAAAAAGGAAGAAAGAACAAGUUCAUAAAGAAAAAGAUUUGAGUGCAGUAGAUAGAAGAAUGAUUCAAUUUAUCGAUUCUAUGCAAAAAGAAGAAAAGAAAAUCGAUGACAGCAGAAUUAUGUCAUUUUUCAAGAGUAUUGCUCCAACAAUAGAAAAGUUCAGUGACGAUGAAGUUGUCGAAUUUCAAUAUCAAGUUAUUUCAAUAUUACGGAAUUUUAAACAAAGAAAUAUAAAUAGCAACACAUGA
This is a messenger RNA of Parnassius apollo (apollo), 447 nucleotides long. NCBI's taxonomy places the organism in Eukaryota, Metazoa, Arthropoda, Insecta, Lepidoptera, Papilionidae. The record is from the annotation of a GenBank genome assembly.